GGCUGAGAGAGGAGCGUGAAAGACAGAAUGAGGAGGAGAGGAGGAAGAAAGCAGAGGAAGAGGCAAUGAUUCAAGCUAUGGAACGUGAGAAGGAAAGAAAGAGACAGGCGGAGAUGGAGAAACAGAAGGAGGAAAACUGGUUGAAGGGAUCAGACAGGUUAACGGAGGAGGUUCCCACAUCCCCCAACAUCAGCAACCAGACCAGUGCGUCUCCUGCCAGACCUACAAAGCCUGAGGUGUUGUACGACGAUUUCUCUGUGAAAGGGAGCAGGUGGGGCAGUGGGAAACAGACCUCCGCUGGCUCUUCCAUUUCCACAGAACCAGAAAGUGACCCAUUAGAGUCCCGGACAGACACGACCGGGCCUCAGGAACACCCUGGAGAGGAGAAGAGUCCCAAACCCAGACCAGAGCUGCUUCCUGUCCAGCUGUCAGGCACAAAACAGGCAGAGGAGAUGCCAUCCACACCAGAUGAGUGUUGUGUGGACCAGGAGGACGCUGGAGAGGGCCGGGACACUGAAGCUCUCUUAGGGAAGGAUGAGGAUGAGAAACAUUACGGGACAUGGAAUGAAGAGGACAGUGCAAGCCCCAGUGGCCAAUCACCACUUACACCAGAGUCACAUGACCUCUUAUCAGACUCCCAAGACAAAGAUCUCCAAGUGCAUCCAGAGCCCUUGUCUCCAACACAGACGGAGGGAGGGGGCCUACGGGUGACAGACGUCCUACAGCGGUUCACGUCCAGACAUAAGCCACUUGAGUCAGACAGCAGCCAAUCAGCAUCUGAGAACCCGUCUGUUGAAUCCGACUCUACGGAGAAGGCGGAGCCUCUAUCUUUCCCUGAGUUCACUGCCCCGAGUCUGGACUUCAGCGCCCAGCGAAACAGGGUGGUUCUGAACAGGAAGGGAGGUGCCAAGCGGGCCCUUCCCACCCGACCCAAACGUCAGAGCGCAGCCAUGCCCACUGUGACUGAGGUCGAUGGUCAGGACUGGAGGUUCUGUGACUCUACAGUUAGCAAAGAGCCGCUGGUGGAGUCGGACUCUGAGGAUGAGCGGCCAAAAGAUAAGGAACGCCGUCUGGCUCCGAGUCAGCCUCAGAGAGUGGCCCUGUUCCCUGGAAUGGAUACUUCGGCUCUUAUGGUCAAGCUGAGGAAGCGAGGUGGCAAUGAGGAGCCAGAGACGGCAGAAGGAGGAGGGAGGGGAGACACGGAUGGAGACCAGGCAGAUGCUCCUGCUCCGUCGUCCUCCCUGCUCUCCCGUUCUCCUCGCUCUUCAGCGGUGCCCGGUGGAACUCGAGUUCUGCCCCCGAUCGGUGCCCAGGACAGCGGGGGCACAUCCCCGCCCUCCUGGUUCAAACAGCUGAAGUCCAAGAAACAGAAGAACCCACAGGACAGCUAGGGCCAGCCCGCCACAAAGGGAAGGGACCUUAGUGCUUAGUCACCUCUCCACUGCUGCUGCUUCUGAAGACAGACACCUGUAAUGCUGCAAGGUCCAGUUAGAGGACCAGUGCCAUACUAUAAACCUGCUUUCACAUCAGGGAAACGGACGAGGGCGACAGACAGUAUGAAAAGCCCUAUCUACAGCAGACCUACAGCCAAUCCAUCGCUACUUACUCUAUUGCCUUGUCCAAUCAACUACUUUCCCAUUGCCUUGUCCAAUCAACUGCUCUCCCACUGCCCUGUCCUAUCAACUACUCUCCCACUGCCCU
This is a messenger RNA of Chanos chanos (milkfish), 1701 nucleotides long. RefSeq names its product tankyrase 1 binding protein 1 (gene tnks1bp1). The record is from RefSeq and is a predicted model, not a curated record. The transcript is spliced from 10 exons. NCBI's taxonomy places the organism in Eukaryota, Metazoa, Chordata, Actinopteri, Gonorynchiformes, Chanidae. The coding region runs from base 66 to 1391 and encodes 441 amino acids.